Microtus oregoni (creeping vole) is the source of this 732-nucleotide messenger RNA. RefSeq names its product tubulin polyglutamylase complex subunit 2-like. Gene Ontology annotation, biological process: protein polyglutamylation. The record is from RefSeq and is a predicted model, not a curated record. The transcript is spliced from 2 exons. The coding region runs from base 1 to 732 and encodes 243 amino acids. Lineage: Eukaryota; Metazoa; Chordata; Mammalia; Rodentia; Cricetidae.
AUGACUGUCCAAACUAGUAUUGGCAAAGACUCCUCUAUGAAGCAGAAAUCUGAAAACACUUUCCUGAUUUGUCUUAGUAAAAUCCAACAGUCUUUCUCCUUGUGUACUGAUUGUCCAGUUUUUACAGCAUACUUUCAGCAGUCAAGUCAGCUCAUCCAGUCUUCUCUGUAUUCACUUCCUAAUGCACCAACUCUGGCAGACCUAGAGGACGAUGACGAAGCCAAUGAAGACCAGCCAGAGAAGCCUCACUUUGACAGUCGCAGUGUGAUAUUUGAACUAGAUUCGUGCAACGGUAAUGGGAAGGUUUGCCUCGUCUACAAACAUGGGAAACCUGGAUUAGCUCAUGACACUGAGAUCUGGUUCCUGGACAGAGCAUUAUACUGGCAUUUUCUCACAGAUACCUUUACUGCCUAUUACCGCCUGCUCAUCACCCACCUGGGCUUGCCCCAGUGGCAAUAUGCCUUCACCAGCUAUGGCAUUAGCCCACAGGCCAAGCAAUGGUUCAGUAUGUACAAACCCAUCACCUACAGCAACACAAGCCUGCUCACAGAAGAGACCGACUCCUUUGUGAAUAAGCUGGACCCCAGCAAAGUGUUCAAGAGCAAGAACAAAAUCUUAAUCCCCCAAAAGAAAGGGCCUGUGCAGCCUGCCAGUGGCCAGAAAGGACCCGGGCCCUUAGCUCCUCCUUCUGCUAAACCUUCCUCUGGCUCUGGAAACCCUGUCCGAAAAUAA